AAGAUGCCGCGUAAUUAUGUCUCCUUGGAUGAUAAAGAUGCGUUCCCCAAUUUUGCUGAUCUUCCCUGUGACUACACCUGUCCUCUCGCUCGCCGUGGUACAAACGGAUGUCUCCUUGUUGAGAUAAUCAGCAUUGAGCGAUCCACGCGACUUGUGCUGCGAACCUAUGACAGGGUCAAGUUUCCUGUCACUGUGGCUCUCUAUACCGGAGAUCGAGGCCGUACUCUCACCAAUUGUCCAGAGCUGAAGCCCGGAAAUACACUUCUUUUCUUGUUUCCCAGGCAGCAUUUCUUCGUGGAUGGAUCGGUGGGCAUCCGGCAGGAGGAAUACCGGUCCAUCAAGAUUUUAUCCAUGUCUUUGACUGAGCUUUUUCAAUUGAGCAAGGAGAUGGCAACCUGGCCGGCGAAUUUUGCUAUGCAUAACGAAUGCCAUGGCUGUGAGAAGAAGAACAUCCCCUUGUUGAAGUGCGCCAGGUGCGGAGUGUUUGCAUACUGUGGCAAGGUGAGGACUCGAUAUGCCCUUAGGGAGUGUCCACUACAUUGA
Messenger RNA from Aspergillus ibericus CBS 121593, 543 nucleotides. RefSeq lists its product as uncharacterized. NCBI's taxonomy places the organism in Eukaryota, Fungi, Ascomycota, Eurotiomycetes, Eurotiales, Aspergillaceae. The annotation marks the transcript as partial. The transcript has 2 exons. The record is from RefSeq and is a predicted model, not a curated record.